AUGGACGCACAGAAUUUAGCGAAUGCACAGCAACCUGGACAACCAAACCCAGAGAAUUUUCCAAAUGAAGUUAGAAUACAAACUGCAAUGGCAAACUAUGGUCAAGUGCCAACAGAUGUACAAAUGCAAACUGCCAUGUCAAAUGACGCUGCGUUAGGUUUGCCACUAUGGUAUGCAAAUAUGAGAUGA
Messenger RNA from Trichomonas vaginalis G3, 189 nucleotides. RefSeq lists its product as uncharacterized. The coding region runs from base 1 to 189 and encodes 62 amino acids. The transcript has a single exon. The record is from RefSeq and is a predicted model, not a curated record. Lineage: Eukaryota; Parabasalia; Trichomonadida; Trichomonadidae.